UGUACAACCUCCUUGUUGCUCGCGUAUGUCAGCCUACUGGUCAAAAGUCUAGUUACCACUUGAAGCGCCACCCUUCCAUUAAUCUGGCGCACCCUACGUCCGCCGGCAAUCUGCGGUCCGGCGUCACUGGGCACGGUUAUGUUUGUGAACCGAGCUGGAUCCUUGGAGGUGCCAAACAGGUGUUACAAACUCGUGUGCCCUUCUUACAUACUAGUUUGCGGCAUGCUGCCCUUGACAUGAAUUCUUACAUAUAAACUUAACAGCACAGGCAGCUUGAAGCGCAUACUUAACUCCAUACCCAUCUCGUUGUGUAUAGCCUCUUCAAGUUGUAGAACAACGCUUAGCACCCACAUUCGAGUCAUGGAAGAGAAUGCGCUUACAAAGCCACAUAUACACAUCUACAAUAAUAUCAUCACUAGCGACCUCGCGUCUCAAAUUGAGCUUGGAUCUCCAAUUGGAGAUGGUUCGUUUAGCGAGGUUUAUCGGUGUGCCAUCAAUGAAGGCAAGAAGGAGGUCGCAGUGAAGAUAAUCCGAACCAUAAUACAUCCUCAAAGAUCUCUGGAGAAACUUCAGAGCGCGAUGGAUCGGGAAGUCGCAGUAUGGCUUAAGCUCAGUGAAUCGGCUUAUAUCGUGCCGCUACUUGGCAUUGCAAAAUUCUCUCCUCCUGGGUCGUUGCCAGCUCUUGUUUCAGAAUGGAUGCCUUCCGGGCCAUUAAAUCAAUACCUCAAGAAGUACGCCAAAACCCUUGAUGCUUCCGCUAGAGUUGAAUUGUCCAAGGGUGUCGCUGGCGGCAUCAAUUAUCUUCGCUUGGAGGAAGUCGUUCAUGGAGACCUUCACCCCGCCAAUGUGCUGAUCGAUCGCGAAGGGAAUCCACGUCUUACAGAUUUUGGUCUCGCGAUAGUCGUAGGAGACCCAGAGUUGCAGUGGGGUACGACGACUGCGGCACGUGAACUCAAUGCUCGAUGGCGUGCACCUGAAGUCCUUGGAAUAGAGGACGAGGUGGCCAAACCAACUUUCAUGAGUGAUAUAUAUUCCCUUGGAAGCAUUCUUUUCUUUAUCAUCUCAGGGGAUAUACCAUGGAAAGAGAAGAGAAUAUCGAGACAAAUUUUUGUCGAACUGUCGAACAAAGCCACUCCCACACGCCCAGACAAUAUCCUUAAUGGUCACUGGAACUUGAUUCAAAAAUGCUGGUCGUGGAAGGCGAAGGAUCGCCCGGAGUCUACAGAAGUCCUUGGAUGCAUCGAACAAUUUGGGGUCGACGACUCGCAGGCGUCCAUUUCGAAUCAACCAGUGGAUCUGACAGGUCAGAUCAUCGGUCAAAUCGACUGCCUUGUCGCAGGAGGCAACUUUACCAACGUGUACAAAUGCGAAUGCAAACAGGCAUCAGGACGUAUUAAGGUUGCUGUGAAAAUCAUCAAAUUUGGCAUCUCAAAGGAAGAACUAGAAAGAUUACGUCACGAAACUAAGAUCUGGGCGGUCCUCAAGCAUGAUCACACCGUCCGUCUUCUUGGAACGGCAAGAGAGUUUGGGCCAUCUCAUGUCCCACCAGCCCUUGUCUUUCCUUGGUUUGAGACUACGCUCCCUGGCGUUAUCCGAGAACGGGGCACUGAACUGAACAUUGGGUCGAAACUGGAUUUGCUUCUCGGGCCAGCAUCUGCGCUUGAAUAUCUUCAUGGUCUGGGCAUCGUCCACGGGGAUGUCACUAGUCCCAAUAUUCUAGUGGAUAUCUCAGAUGGGAAAUACCGCGCGUGCCUCACUGACAUCGGGUUGGCAACAAUUUUGGGUGGCCAUUUAGGUAACCGCGUGGUUGACGGAUCGCAAGUUCAACUUGAUGCGGUCAGGUGGACCGCGCCAGAGUCGCUCAGUGGCGGCAGCCCGACCGAAGAGAAUGAUAUGUAUUCUUUUGGUUGCAUCAUGUUCCACCUGUUGACUCUAUAUACUCCUUGGUAUACAGUCACCAAUGAGUUAACAGUCGCUGAACACAUUCGUGGGGGAGAACAGAUGUUGCGUCCUGCGCCAUCAGAUUCGCUCGAUCUCACGGAUGCACGCUGGAAUAUGAUUCUCGAGUGUUGGUCAGCCAUGGUGUUACGUCCAUCUGCUUCGAUGGUCAUAGGCUUCUUGAAAAGUGAACUAGAGGCUUUGUCAGCCGAUGAUAAGACUAUUUGUGGACUAGGAGGGGAACAUGCGGUGCCUCUUAUCAAGUACGAGGCGGACAAACCGAGCCCUGCAACAUUGGAUCUAUCCCCCCACAUUACAAACGCACCCUGUAAUGGGAUCCGGCAGUGUUUGCCAGUUGAUGUGUCGGCCUCAGAGGGAACAGAGCAAUCAUCGGCGGACAUCCUCAGACAUAUUUGACGCAGAGCAAAGAACGGCAUCUGGUGAUGUCACACAUCCAACCCGCGAGGAGGAUCUACAGCCUCCAAGUCGGGUCAGUCCAAAUCCUGCAAUACUUCGAAACUCUUCUGGAGUCUCGACGUUGGUGAGCACUUGUCGUUACAUUGAUCUGUAUGCACUCAUCCUCCCAUGCAACAAGCUUCCUUUGAAUGUGUUGCUAUUCGGGGAGACUGGAGUCGACAAAAGCUCUAUCAUUCAAUUGAUUGU
Suillus discolor is the source of this 2601-nucleotide messenger RNA. RefSeq names its product kinase-like domain-containing protein. Gene Ontology annotation, molecular function: ATP binding; protein kinase activity. NCBI's taxonomy places the organism in Eukaryota, Fungi, Basidiomycota, Agaricomycetes, Boletales, Suillaceae. The transcript has 17 exons. The coding region runs from base 361 to 2355 and encodes 664 amino acids. Gene Ontology annotation, biological process: protein phosphorylation. The record is from RefSeq and is a predicted model, not a curated record.